AUGGAUGAGGAUGCACCUCGAUCGUUCCAGUUCCGAGGUCUUCAGAGACGUCGUGGUGCUAUUAAACACGCUCGGGUGCAUGAGAUACGUGGGCAUCAAUUUGUGGCUACAUUUUUUCGUCAACCGACGUUCUGUUCGUUGUGUUCCGACUUUAUGUGGGGUCUGAACAAGCAGGGCUAUCAGUGCCAACUGUGUUUAACUGCUGUACAUAAGAAAUGUCAUGAAAGAAUGCUAAGUCAAUGUCCAGGAUCAGCGAAAAAUACCAAAGAUACAAUUUACUUAAAAGAACGCUUCAAAAUUGACAUACCUCAUCGGUUCAAAACAUAUAACUUCAAAAGUUUGACAUUUUGCGAUCAUUGCGGUUCAAUGCUGUACGGGUUGUUCAAACAGGGCCUGAAAUGUGAAGCUUGCGGUGUUGCGUGUCAUCACAGAUGUCAACGUCAUAUGCCAAAUUUAUGUGGUGUUAAUCAACGGGAAUUGUCUCAAGCGUUAUUUGAAAUUAAACGUGGUACACUUGGCCAAACCAGGUUUCAUUUUUUUGUCAUGAAUUGUUCAAGCGCUCCCGUUGGGGAUAUUGCUCGUGGUGUGCAGUUAGGCCCAAAUGUACCGCUGGAAAGCCGUAGUGCCUCGACACCGGCUGGAAAUGCUAAUGCUUCACUGCCGGGGACCAAAUUUCCUGAUAAGUUCAAAGCAUUUUUCCGGAACCACAAUUACAACGUUGAUUCGCAUGCCAUUUGGGUAUUUAAACAGUUGCUUUACAGAUACAUUAGUGCGCCUUGGUCAACAGCAGAUGGUAUCAAGAAAUACGGUUUACAGCAUUUUACCCUUCAUAAAGUGCUUGGGAAAGGAAGUUUUGGCAAAGUAAUGCUUGUUGAGUUGAAGAAUAAAAAUGAGUUUUAUGCAAUGAAAUGCCUGAAAAAAGAUGUGAUUUUGGAAGACGACGAUACCGAAUGUACCUUUAUUGAACGUCGAGUUCUUAUUCUCUCUUCGCAGUGCCCAUUUUUGUGUCAACUGUUUUGCUCGUUUCAAACCAAUGAAUAUUUGUUUUUCGUAAUGGAAUAUCUUAAUGGCGGUGAUCUCAUGCAUCAUAUUCAAACAGUUAAAAGGUUUGAUGAGAAUCGUACUCGUUUUUACGCCUGCGAAAUAAUCAUUGCAUUACAGUUUUUACAUUCAAAGGAUAUCAUUUACAGAGAUUUGAAAUUGGACAACAUAUUGCUGGACGCAGAUGGUCACGUACAUCUUGCCGACUUUGGCAUGUGCAAAACGGAAAUGAACCGUGAAAAUGGCAUGGCGUCAACAUUUUGUGGAACUCCGGAUUAUAUUGCUCCAGAGAUAAUUAAAGGACAACUUUAUAAUGAAGCAGUCGACUUUUGGUCAUUUGGAGUCUUGAUGUAUGAAAUGCUUAUCGGUCAAAGUCCAUUUCAUGGUGAAGGCGAAGACGAAUUGUUUGAAUCAAUUUUGCAUGAGCGACCAUAUUUUCCAAAAAGUAUUGGCAAAGAGGCAGCAAAGUGUUUGAGUGCCUUGUUCGAUCGCAAUCCAAAUACUCGCCUUGGAAUGCCAGAAUGUCCAGAUGGGCCAAUUCGAACGCACUCAUUUUUCCGUGGCGUUGACUGGAAGAGAUUUGAAGCUCGACAAGUACCACCACCAUUCAAGCCAAGCUUGAAGUCAUCAAACGACGCAUCAAACUUUGAUGAAGAUUUCACAGCUGAGAAGCCUCAUUUAACACCAAUAGCAGACAAGUCACUGUUGGCAUCUAUUGAUCCAGAGGCGUUCCUUAACUUCUCAUACACUAAUCCACAAUUUGUAAAAUAA
This is a messenger RNA of Enterobius vermicularis (human pinworm), 1812 nucleotides long. The record is from the annotation of a GenBank genome assembly. NCBI's taxonomy places the organism in Eukaryota, Metazoa, Nematoda, Chromadorea, Rhabditida, Oxyuridae.